GUCUCUGACAGACUGGUUACCAUCAUCCUCACAACCGCUACAAAUUCUACACACAAUCCCUCUUCUUAAUAACCGCUAAUUUCUCUUAAAAUCAAUUUAAUAGCUAUAAAACACCAUUAACCUAUAUUGGGUUUUCCUAUCGUUGCGAAAAAAAAAACCUAUAUUGGGUUUCUUUCUUGUAAAAGAAGAAAAUUCAAUUCUUGAAGCAAAAGCAACUUUUUUUCUGCUUCAGCCAUGGCUGCAGAGACCAAGGAGACGACGACUCCCGAGGCGCCGUGUGCGGCCGAGGACGUGGUGGUGGUGGUUCCUGACGUUCCGGUGAUUGAGAAGCCGACGGACGCCGUUGUGAACAAGGAGGCGCCGCCCCAGCCGGAGCCGGAGAAAGUUGAGAAAGUAGCGGCCCCGGCGGAGAAGGCGGCGGCGGAUGGGGAGAAGGCGAAAGACGAUGCUCCCGAAGGUGCGAUAACCGCUGAGAGCAACAAAGUCGAAGACUUGAUCGAUCCGGAGAAGAAAGCCCUGGACGAGUUCAAGGUUCUGAUUCAGGACGCGCUCAACAAGCACGAAUUCACCGCCACUCCCCCGCCGCCGCCGCCCGCCCCCGCGAAGGAGGAGGAGAAGGAGGCCAAGCCGAAACCGGAAGAAAAGCAGGACGAAGAGCCGGAGAAAAAAGAGGAAGGCCCGAAGGCCGAAGAGAAAAAGGAAGAAGAGCCGAAAACCGAAGAAAAGGUCGAAGCUUGUGAAGAAUCUCCGCCGGCGCCGGCGGCGGAGGAGGCGGUGGAGAAGAAGGUCGAGGAAAAAUUGGAAGCUGCUGAGGAAAUCAAGGAGACCAUCAUCGUUCACGAAGUCGCCGCCCCUGCUCCGCCUCCGUGCGAGGAUCCGGAGCCGGCCGCCGCCGCCGCCCCACCGGCGCCGGAGGAGGUCUCCAUCUGGGGCGUCCGCCUCCUUGCAGACGAGAAGAGCGACGCUAUCCUCCUGAAAUUCCUUCGGGCGAGGGACUUCAAGGUGAAGGAAGCUUUCGCCAUGCUCAAAAGCGUGGUGGCGUGGAGGAAGGAGUUCAAAAUCGAAGAGCUCCUCGAUGAAGAAAAUAUCAUCGAGGGUCUCGAAAAGGUUGUUUAUAUGCACGGCGUUGAUAAAGAAGGGCACCCAAUUUGUUACAAUGCCUUUGGUGAGUUUCAAAGCAAGGAAUUGUAUGAUAGCACUUUUGCUGAUGCUGAGAAGAGGGCCAAAUUCUUGAAAUGGUAUAUUCAGUUCUUGGAGAAGAACAUAAGGAAACUCGAUUUCUGCCCGGAUGGGAUUUGCACGAUUGUUCAGAUAACCGAUUUUAAAAACUCACCGGGGCUCAUCUUGUUCAAGAAGGAGCCUCACAAGGCUACUAACCAGGCUCUUCAGCUGCUCCAGGAUAAUUAUCCUGAAUUUGUGGCCAAACAGGUGUUUAUCAAUGUUCCUUGGUGGUAUUUGGCUUACAAUCGGAUGAUUAGUCCAUUCUUAACUCAAAGAACCAAGAGCAAGUUUAUUUUUGCUGGCUCCACAAGAACCACUGAGACUCUAUUCAAAUACAUAGCGCCCGAGCAAGUCCCGGUUCAAUAUGGUGGCCUUAGCAAAGAUGGCGAUCAAGUAUUCACCACUGCUGAUCCUGCAAAAGAAGAAAUUAUCAAGCCAACUUACAAACACACCAUCGAAUUUCCAGUCACUGAGGCUGGUAUGUUGCUUUGGGAGGUAAGGGUCAUAGGAUGGGAAGUUUCGUAUGGGGCUGAGUUUGUACCGAGUGCUGAAGGAGGAUACACUUGGAUUAUACAAAAGGCUCGAAAAAUUGGGCCUUCUGACGAACAAGUCAUAAGCUGCAGCUUCAAGAAUAGCGAAGCUGGAAAAGUUGUGCUAACGUUCGACAAUAAAACUUCUAAAAAGAAGCAUCUCAUCUACAGGUCCAAGAACAAGCCCUCUGAAUGAAACACAAAAAUGAAGAGGGUUCCUUUGUUCUUUCACAAUAUUAUUCUUUUUUGUUUUCUAAAUGUGAUUGGUAAUUUGGUAUGAUUGAACUUUAUUUUUUUUUAUUUAUAAAGUAUGGGGGAGUUUGUCUAUUUAUUAUACAUUUGUUUGGUGUUUUUAGUGAACUACUUUUUUCUUUGGAUUGUUUAAGAGUUAUUUGCUGUAAAUUUGAUAUCUUGCAAUUGGUUCUGUAAAUUUGAUAUGUUUAACUCUAUUUUCCAUGUGUGUAAGAUUGUGAAUUUGUAACAUUCUUAUUGCUUUCUUUCUGUUUGGG
This is a messenger RNA of Striga asiatica, 2260 nucleotides long. Lineage: Eukaryota; Viridiplantae; Streptophyta; Magnoliopsida; Lamiales; Orobanchaceae. The record is from the annotation of a GenBank genome assembly.